This is a messenger RNA of Fukomys damarensis (Damara mole-rat), 1774 nucleotides long. RefSeq names its product pentatricopeptide repeat domain 2 (gene Ptcd2). The record is from RefSeq and is a predicted model, not a curated record. NCBI's taxonomy places the organism in Eukaryota, Metazoa, Chordata, Mammalia, Rodentia, Bathyergidae. The transcript has 10 exons. Gene Ontology annotation, biological process: mitochondrion organization; multicellular organism development; regulation of mRNA processing. Gene Ontology annotation, cellular component: mitochondrion. Gene Ontology annotation, molecular function: protein binding; RNA binding. The coding region runs from base 25 to 1176 and encodes 383 amino acids.
GAAGGUGGUGCGGCCUUGGGCAAUAUGGCCGCUACGUUUCAGUCCUUGGCGAAAGCUGGGCUGCCAGCUCCUCGGAUCUUCCUAUUACCCUGGGUGGCGGGGUCAUGCCCCACUUGCUGCCGCUGCCCUCUCGGAGCUAAAAGAUACCUACUUACAGAUAAUGUUUUGAAAUUAAAGGAAUUUCAACAUAAGAAGGUGGCUGUUGCAUGUAAUCUUCCUGGCACCAAAGAAACCUAUUUUAGAAACUUGGAAGAGAAAUUGACCCAGAAGAAACUCAUCUUGAAGGACGAGCUGACAACCUUGCUUCAUUUGUGUCAGUCCCAAGAGGAUGUGGAGCUAGCUAAAAGUGUCAUUCACAGGUACCAUGCAGAAAAUAGAAAUAUGACUUUGGGGGAAUAUAAAUUUGGACCAGUUUUCAUGAGGCUGUGUUAUGAGAUGGAUCUUGAGGAAUCUGCAGUGGAGCUCAUCAAAGACCAGCAUUUACGAGGUUUCUUCUCAGACUCCACAUCAUUCAGUAUUUUGAUGGAUAUGUUGUUUAUCAAGGGCAAUUAUGAAGGUGCAUUGGAAGUGUUGAUAGAGAUGAAAAACCAGGAUGUAAAAUUUACCCAAGAUACAUAUGUCCUUGCUUUUGCAAUUUGCUACAAGCUGAAUAGCCCAGAAUCUUUUAAAAUCUGUACUACAUUAAGAGAAGAUGCCCUAGUCAAAGGAGACAUUAUUUCCAAGAGAGCAUCCUGUUUUGCUGUGGCGUUAGCUCUGAAUCAGAAUGAAGUGGCCAAAGCUGUGUCCAUAUUUUCUCAAAUCAUGAAUCCAGUGAGCAUUGCCUGCACUAAUUUAAAUAUCAUGAUCCAUAUUCAGUCAAAUAUGUUGGAAACCCUAAUAGAGAUACUGCAAGGUGCUGCAGAAGGAAAUUUGUCUAAAUUUGUGAUAAGACACAAAUUCUCCAAUGAAGUGCUGGCCAAAGUGAAGGAAAAAGUGAAGGAUGUGCCCGCACUUGUGGCCAGAUAUGAGGAGAUCUAUGGGAAACUGCAUAUACAUGGCCAGGUGACUUCUUACACUCUGGAUGCUCUGCUCUGCUACACCCCCAGGAACAAGAAUUCUCAUACUUCACUACUAAACAGGAGGAAAUUCAGCCAACGGACCUUUCAGCCCCUCAACAAAUCCCUAUUGGUCGAGUAACCCUAUUUUCAACUUUCUUCUGGAUCUGAGGGGUCUGCUUCAAGUGAACUGUUGGCUUCUCUAAGAAGUCAGGUAUCUUACUUCAGUGGAUGUUAUGCUAACACUUGGUCUCCCUAUGUCCUGAGUUCAUGAAUGGUGGCAUGCUGGCCAUGGAAGUUUCCUUGUUGUCCAGCUAUGAAGGUCUGGAUUAAGCAAAGAAAGCUCAGCUCCCUCAAAGUCAGUCUUCCCCUGUGUCACUCUUGGGGAAGGAGUAUGAUUUGAGUCUUCAAUGCAGCUUAUAGUACCUGAAUAGAGUCCAGUGAACAUCAUCAAGAAUGAACUACACCUGAAGUGUGAUCUUCCCUGUUUUUCAAGGGAAUGAUUGUUGUAAUAAAUACCCUUGCUGAUUUUAGGAGCUCCAAAACCCUGUCCUACCAUGUUGGGAAACAGCCAAGGAUUUUCUUACUGCUCUACUGUCAUUUAAUUCUCUCACCCUGAAUAGAAUACUCGAGCCCCUGUUUUUCCAUCUGCAAAUAGUAGUGCCUAUGUUUGUUGGCAUAAUGACUUGAAAUGAACCUUCAAGUGUUCUCAAAAACAUGAGCAAUAAAAAGGUACCUGA